UAUUGAACAGAUUUUCCACGAAUACGCUAACACUAUGCUGUUUUUGAACCUUCACAUACAAUUUCCAUUAAUAAUUUCACAAUAUUGCCAAGAUCGACACCGGCAGAAUACAGAGUAUGUUUUUUGCAGAUACGUGUCGCCUCAAAACCCUGCACCGAAUUGGGGUCGAUGCUAUGCUCUAAUGUUGCAAAGUUUGCCAGGUCACCACCUCAUUUUAGAUCCAGUAGAAAUGAGAGCUGCAAAUCAGGGUUGGCCAGCUUUGCAAAUUCAACUUUUGCAGGAGUUAGUCUUAGCAGCCAGGAGAACAGGUCAUUCAGCUUUAGCUACGAGACAUAUGACCUUUCUAUUGCAGACUAUGUGGACGCAUUUGAGCCCAGCCGAGCAAAAAGACUUCGCCGUUCAACUGCAAAGCCUCGCCGGCCAAUGCGAAGGCUCCCCCGUUCCUUUGGUUCUCGAAACAGGCCUAGCCAUUCCACCUGCCAACCUGACAGAUCUCCCAGUUUGCUUGGAAUUCACGCCGCAAGACUUGAAGCCACAUUUGAGGCCGAGGAAGGUGGAGAGAGACAAGAAAGAAACGGGGCCGUUUUUGUUUACCCCCAUACAUUUUGGGGGAGGAGGAAGUUUGGAGAGGAGGUGCAAGAAGGGGAAUGAAAAGCUAGAUUUUCUAUGGGCCCAGGAUGAUUCCUGCACCGUAAUCCUGAAUCUGCUCAACCCCCUACCAUUCGAGCUGAAAGUGUCCAACAUGCGCCUAUUGACAUCCGGUGUUGUCUUCGAAUCUAUACCGGAAACGGUGGCUUUGUCCCCGGACACGCCCACUUCUGUCAUUUUAAGCGGAAUGGCUCGAGAGAGUGGGGAGCUUGAACUGACCGGAUACAGCACGCACACUUUGGGCGUUAAGUCGAACUGUAGGUUGAAGGAUAUGCGAGUGGGCACGCAGUUUCCUGCGAGUUACAAGGUGCAGGUGGUGCCCAGUUUGCCGCUUCUGGAGGUAACAACGUCUCUACCUCAGUCGUUAUCAGCAUCUGGUUUCCAAGAUAACAAUGUCACAAUGACAGCCAGCACAACUCUGUACCAUGGACAGAGUGGGGAAUGUAUUAUUAGCCUUAGAAAUGUCAGUGAUGUGCAGAUAGAAAUGCUGGAGAUCGAUAUUAAUAGUAUUUUGGAUCAGACAUUGCAAGACCAGAUUUUCAAGUGGGAUGAAGAAGAGGUGAAGAUGUUGCUUCCUAUAUCUCCUAAUGAAGUGAAAACAUUCAAAGUGAUGCUAUUUUCUCCUGGAAAUUUUUUGCUGCCAAACGUAGCUGUAUCUCCGACAUUUCCUCAAGAUUUAGGCAGCGGAGUUUUUAGCAGUAUGUCAGCCUCUUUACCAGGUGGCUCGCUAGCGUUGAGGCAUAACUCAAGUUUCCGUUCAUCUAAUUCCGGCCAGUCCAGCAUAGUAGGAGGCCUAACGACUCUGUUUCAACAACCAUCUAACUCAACCUUUGAAGCGCAAUUCAGGAUCAAGUACAGCGGCUCAGAUGGCUUGGUCGCUGAAUACUGCAGGAGCUGUUCUUUGCUGUUUGUGCUAGAAAUGAUACCGUCGUUGCAUGUUACCAACUGGGACGUCUUGCCGGCAGAAACGAGCUCCCAGUUCUACCUAGUCCUCGACAUCGUAAACCUGACCAACCAAGAGAUGGAACUUCAUUACACAGCGGGCAAGACGAUGUUAGUGGACGGUCAAGAAAGUUGCCGAGUACCCGUACCAGUUGAUAGAUGUCCGCUGUCAAAACUGUCAGCCUUCUACCAGGACAGUGUUGAUAAAAACCCCGAGGAGCGAAUCAAGAGCAAUGUUGAUGUCGAGAGAAUUUGCUCAGAGCAUAUCACUGAAUUUGUUGAUUUAAGAUGGCAUUUGUUGGCGUCGAAUGCUAGAGGAGUGGCGUCGCUGAAAGGAAUCAAUUUGACGUCUAGGAUGUUGGACAUCGUCAGGAUGUCACCCCUGAAUUGGGAGGUAGCCGUAAAUGGUGGAAUUAUUAGAACCCAAGAAGACGUAACUUGGGAAGCUGGCAACCCAUUACCAUUAAAAAUGUCCAUAGCGAAUGGUUUAGAGAAAUCAUUAUGUCACUUAACAUUAUCCAUACAAUUUUAUCAGGACUACGAAAACGGAACGUUGAAUUACAGAAUGGACACUAGGUUAGCUGUUGCUGGCGCUACCAAGAAAAUAAUACCGCAUCUAGAACCAAACCUGAAGGCGGAUCACCACUGCAAUGUUAUUUUCUUUACUCCAGGCCAAUACAAGUUAGAUAUUCAGUGCUGCGCCCCAGAAAAUAAUGUGGCUACCACUAAUCCUGUUUUGUCAACAGGACACACCUGGAGAUUCACCCCCACUAUUUCUAUAACAGUUACUUGAAUUAUUGAUUAACAUAUUAUCCAAGAAGAUGCCCCACCUUAUGUUGUAUUUGGGAGUUCACUUACAAUUUCCAUCAUCAAAGCCCAGAUGAAUUGCAGUAAUUUCCUUAGAAGUCAUAAAAACAUACUGCAUUUUCCUUUUAUAGAAAAUCAUUUAUUCUUAAACAUGACAUCAUUCUAUCAACCCCCUUGUAAUAAUUCCCAAGAUUUUGUAUUCGCUGAAUUUCUUAACGAAAAUUCCAUAACCUACUGCAACAGUUCGAGAGGUGUCAAUCCUAGCGGCUAAAGACGGUGGUGGACACGUAUAUAGUUAUAGGUAUAAGUGAUUGGCGGCACCAAGGUACGCAUGGUUAUUUUAGCGCAGGCAAUGCUUUCAAUUGAAUUAGUCAUCUUCUAGUAUGAUUUGUUAAUCAAUGAAGGCGGGCCUCGCAUAAAACAAGGAAAAUGGGUCCCAGUCGAUUUGUUUAAAAAUCGAGUAUGAUAUUGCUUGCUUUCCAAAACAAAAGUUCUCAUGGGAUCAAAGCAUUUUUACUAGUUUCUGAGGAAUAGGGGGUUUGCCCGAUUUACAAAAAUUGUGAAAGUAUCGAUUGUGGUUCUGAGACAAAAUUCUGUUAUGCUGAAGAAGUAUUUCAUUUAAAAACCGUCUAAGAAUGCGUUGGGAUGUGUCAUGUUGAUCUUGACCAUGAUCCUUAUAAGGUCAAUUUAUUUAUUUUAUACGUUGACACUGAAAUGGAUCUCGUACGAGUUGUUCCAGAAUUUAAAAAAAUCACAAGAGGACAGUUCGCUUCACAAGGGUAUGGAAAAGUCGUGGUUGUUUAGUUGUAUUUGAUUAUGACUUUUAUAAGGGCAAGUUGAUUUUGAAGGCGAAAAUGAAAGUGAAAGCGCAGUAAUGCGACAUAGCUUCAGGGUUUAGGGUAUUGGAAUUUUGUUUUGGUCUGCUUCCGGCACAACAAAACGGUUUGAGUCAACUUUUUCGACGCAUAAUGAACUCCAAUCUCGUGUCUUGGGCGCCAGAUUUACAUAUGCCGUAAUUCCCAUUAAUUACUGCGUAAUAAUCAGGUAAAUCCUGGUUAUUUUCAUAAAUCUGUUGGUAAGAUAUCCAUAGCCUAUACUUUACUGGGUCUCUAAACGGUAAGUACAUUCCUUGUGUGAAAGCCUUCUACUUCAUCUAACGCUGGACUAACGUUUGGCUCUGAAGCUCUAAAGUAGCAUUAGCACCUCCCAUAAAUAGUAAUUGGAGGAUGGUAUCUAUUAAUAAUGUAUUUUAUAAACGCCUCGCAGGUUCGAUACUUGCUGCAUUUGAAUGGUUUUCUUGAUGAAUUUAAAAAUCUGGCAAACGUCAAUCCCUUAUUUCUCAGAAAUUAAUCAUCAGUCUGCUUUGGUCCGAUGAGAAGCUGUUCAGGAAGGCGACACGUAUAUUGAAUGUUUAGACAAAUCGACUGGGACCCAUUUUCAUAUGUUUUAUGUGGGGUCCUUCAUCCUUAAACGUUGAUGAUAGGGAUAAUAUUAUGUCGCUAUAUAAAACAUAUGUACUUUGUAGUAUCUGAAUACUACUGUGAUAGCCAAUGCUUAUUCUUUUUAUUUAAAUUUAUUGAUGUAUAUUACAUUUGUAUAAUAAAUGAUUUUCAAC
Molecule: messenger RNA, 4012 nt
Organism: Acanthoscelides obtectus
Lineage: Eukaryota; Metazoa; Arthropoda; Insecta; Coleoptera; Chrysomelidae
Source: the annotation of a GenBank genome assembly